This is a messenger RNA of Protobothrops mucrosquamatus (brown spotted pit viper), 1333 nucleotides long. RefSeq names its product nitrilase 1 (gene NIT1). Gene Ontology annotation, molecular function: hydrolase activity, acting on carbon-nitrogen (but not peptide) bonds, in linear amides. The record is from RefSeq and is a predicted model, not a curated record. Bases 86 to 970 code for a protein of 294 amino acids. NCBI's taxonomy places the organism in Eukaryota, Metazoa, Chordata, Lepidosauria, Squamata, Viperidae. The transcript is spliced from 6 exons.
CCAGAAAACCUUGCAAAUCCUUUGUGUUGCUGGGAAACACUUUAGAGGGAUCCAGAGCCAGGAACCUGGCCACAGAUUCCAAGCGAUGUCCUCGGGUGUGAGAGGCCCAAAGCCCCUCAUUGCGGUCUGCCAAGUGACCUCGACUCCAGACCGAGAACACAACUGGGCAACCUGUUCGCAGCUUGUCCGGGAGGCAACUCGGCGGGAUGCUUGCCUUGUCUUCCUCCCAGAAGCCUUUGACUUCAUCGGCAGCAGCACGGAAGAAACGCUCAGCCUGGCGGAGCCCCUGGAGGGGGAUUACCUUCAGCGCUACGUCAGCCUGGCCAGGGAGUGUGGAGUGUGGUUGUCCCUUGGAGGUUUCCACGAGAGGGGCAGAGACUGGGAAAGCACGCAACGGAUCUACAACUGCCAUCUUCUUGUGGAUCUCAAAGGGUCUGUUGCGGCCGCCUAUCGGAAGAUCCACCUCUUUGACGUGGAGCUGGAGGGGAGGGUCUCCCUGAAGGAAAGCGCCUUCACCAACCCGGGCUCAGAGCUGGUGCCGCCCGUGCCCACCCCAGCUGGAAAGGUGGGGCUGGCCAUCUGCUACGACCUCCGCUUCCCAGAGAUGUCCCUGGCUCUGGCCCAGGCGGGCGCAGAGAUCCUCACCUUCCCGUCGGCCUUCACUGUGACAACCGGUGCUGCCCACUGGGAGGUCCUGCUCCGAGCCCGUGCCGUGGAGACCCAGUCCUACGUGGUGGCUGCGGCCCAGACGGGCCAGCACCACCCUCGCCGCACCUCCUUCGGCCACAGCAUGGUGGUGGACCCCUGGGGCAGCAUCGUGGCCCAGUGCCAGGAGGGCCCCGGCCUCUGCUUUGCCGAAAUCGACCUGGCUUACCUGCACCGCCUCCGCCAGGAGAUGCCCGUCUUUGCCCACCGCCAGCCUCGCUUAUAUGGCCGGGCAGCUGCUGAGUGGGGCUUUGCGUCCCCUUGACGGGCUCAGCUGCCCCUCGGAGGGGGCUUGGCUGCUGCAGCUGGACUCUGCAGGGUGCAGGGGCUCCGGUCGGACAGGAGCUGCUGUCCAGAGGGAAAGUGGGAAGGAGAGAAACCGAAUGCAGGCAACGUCUGAGCUGGGGAGGGAGGCGUUUCGACAUACUCUCCCCCCCCUCAUUGGAGCAUCAGAAGUUUGCUUUUGAGUAUUCAGACAUUCGGGGUUUAGACUGGUGUGGGACCCCGUCGGUCACUUUCCCUCUAGAGCAGCUGCUUUCCUGAAAUAAAUUUUUCAGCCACACGGCUUUCCUUCCUUCACUUUAAUCCAGCUCCUUUUUCUAAGCAGCUCAAGACUCCCUGUUUCCGU